CAAAAAACAACCCAGCCCUCUUCUUCCUCCUCCUCCUCCCCUGGGAAGGGGUGACAGAGGCAUAAAUAGCAGCCGGCACAGCACAGGGGCAGAUGCAAAGCGAGUGGCGGAGCGUCCGGCUUCCCCUGGCACAGCUGCGGGCACCCUUCGCCAUGGCCGAACCUUCGCUGCCCCUCUCCUUCCUCUGCCUCCUCGCCUUGUCCUCUGCCUGCUACAUCCAGAACUGCCCCCGGGGCGGCAAGCGAGCCCUGCCCGACACAGCUCUCCGACAGUGCAUGCCCUGUGGCCCUGGGAACAGAGGCAACUGCUUCGGCCCCAGCAUCUGCUGCAGCUCCGAGCUGGGCUGUUACCUGGGCACGGCGGAGACAAAGCGCUGCACCGAGGAAGACUACCUGCCUUCACCCUGCCAGGCCGGCAGGCAGCCCUGUGGCUCCGGCGGCCGCUGCGCUGCAUCCGGCAUCUGCUGCACCUCCGAAACCUGCACGAUGGAUGCCAGCUGCCUGGAUGAGGGCAGCGAUGGGGCUCAGGAGGCAGCGGAGAAGAACCUGACGGUGCUGGAUGGCUCGGCCGGAGAUCUGCUCCUCAAGUUGAUGCACUUGGCGAACCGGCAGCAGCAGCAGCAGGGCAAGCAUCCCCUCCUCUGAGCCAGAGCGCCGGGC
Molecule: messenger RNA, 659 nt
Organism: Cuculus canorus (common cuckoo)
Lineage: Eukaryota; Metazoa; Chordata; Aves; Cuculiformes; Cuculidae
Product: vasotocin-neurophysin VT
Exons: 3
Coding region: 93-644 (183 amino acids)
Cellular component (GO): extracellular region; secretory granule
Molecular function (GO): neurohypophyseal hormone activity
Source: RefSeq, a predicted model, not a curated record